This is a messenger RNA of Dictyostelium discoideum AX4, 2562 nucleotides long. RefSeq lists its product as hypothetical. The transcript has 9 exons. The record is from RefSeq and is a predicted model, not a curated record. The coding region runs from base 1 to 2562 and encodes 853 amino acids. NCBI's taxonomy places the organism in Eukaryota, Evosea, Eumycetozoa, Dictyosteliales, Dictyosteliaceae.
AUGAUUAAAAAUAAAAUAUUUUCUAUUUUUUUUUUUGUAAUAAUUUUUUUAAUUAUUUUUGUAAAUGGAAAAGAGUUCACCCUUUUUGAUUUAAGUGAAACCCAUAAAUUCUAUACAACAAAAACUAAUAUUUGCUAUACAGUUUUUAUUGUUCUUGCUACAAAUUCAACGGAACCAAUUAAUAAUUUGAAUUCUGGAAUUGGUUGUUCUAUUUCCAGUCAAAAUAAUACUGCAACUUUAUUUACUUGUACAAGUUACGUUUAUGUUGGGACUAAUCAAAUAAACUUUUCUGUAAAUAAUGAUAUAUUAAAAGAUAAUUUAACAAUUGAUUUUAAAUGUAAAGGUUUUCAAGUAAAUUCAUAUAUCAUUAUUCAAGAUGUGACAUGGAGUUCAAUAUUAAAAUUUUCAUCAAUCUUUAAAUUAGAAGAUUUUCCUGAUUCUAUUAGUAUCAGUGAAUUCUAUGAUUCUACUUUAUUUAAAAUAACAUCACUUGGUCAAAGUAUGUUUCGUAUAAAGUAUACAGAAAAAAUUUAUAUUUACAUAUUUAUUAUUUAUUUUUUUGUUUGCUUAUAUUUAUAUUUGGAAUAUAUUGGUAGAAAUACAAAUUCACAUGAAAUUUUAAAUUUAAAACAAAAUCCAUUGGGAAGUGCUUCAGUUGAGGGCGAAUUUUUAGGAACUAUUAUAACAUUCCAAUCAAGUUCAUUAUUACAAAGAGUUGUAUACCCAGUAGUAAUUUUAAAUCAAGGAAUUUAUUAUUACUCUAUUUCAAAACCGAUUUAUGGUAAUUUAGGUAAAAUGACUUAUAUUUGUUUUGUCCAACCUAAUUCUGAAAAAAGAAAUGAUACACUCUUAAGAAGAAAAGAAGAUUCAACAUUUGAAAGUUUUGAUUUUAAAACAAAUUUAAAAUUGAUUGGAGGAUCACCAAUUCCAAGUUCAAGUUUUUAUAAUGUUCCAAUUGAAAUUGAUAUAAUGAAUAUGUUUAGUAUAGAGGAUACUGUAGGAGUAGCACCAUAUAAUCAUGAAUAUAAUCAAUUCUAUAAUGGAAAUCAGAAAUAUAAAGGUUCUGUUGGUUUAGAUAUAUCUGUCACAGCAUUAAAUUCAAAUAUUGAAUUAUCAAUUCCACAAAUAAUAGAUUCUAAAGUUAUCUUUCUAACAGAAUUUAAUUCUAAUAAUUUUACAAUUACUCCAACCAUUUAUAAUUUUCAAUUUUCAACCCCAACCCCAACUCCAACUCCAACUCCAACCCCAUCAACACCAACACCAACUAAUAAACCUCAAAUUUGUUUAGGUAAUCCAGUAUGUAGUAGUUCGGAACAAGGUUAUUGUAAAGAAAAUGUAGGUGAAGAUAAACUGACUACAGUUAUUGAUAAUAGCAAUAAUAAUUCUAGUAAUGUUAAUAAUAAUUAUCAAGUUAAAAGUAAUAUAUCAAUUAUAGCAAUUAGAGAAGUAAAUUCAAUCAAUGGUGAACAAGUUAAAAUUCAUUAUAUUGAUAAAUGGUAUUAUAAUAGUAUUUCAUCAACAAUAUUAAAUUAUCAAUCAACAAUUAUUAAUAAUAACAUAACAACAACAAUUAAUGUAACAUUAGAAUGGUUUGAAAAAAAAAGUAAUAUUACAUUUGCAAAUCAAGAAUUAAUAAUGAAUCCAUCAACAAUUAAAUAUACAGUAGAAUUAUCAUCAUAUAAAUUCUCAAAUAAAUUAAAUAAUUUACAAGUUAUAAUUGAAGCUCAAAUUCAAUCAAAUGAAAAUGAUAUUUGUUCAGGUAAAGAAUUUGGUGAUACAACAUUAGAUAAUUCAAAUUAUAUUAAACUUCAAGUUUCAAGUAAUAGUAUUUAUGGUAGAUUUUUAAAACGUGGUAUUGUUGAUGGGAAAAUAGUAACAAUCACAAAUGAAUUAUUAGAUUCAAAAUUAAAUUCAAUAUCAAAUGAAAAUAAUGUGCAAUCGUAUAUUGGUAUUGUGGUUGGUCAAUAUGAAACCUCUGUAACUAUAGAUCCUGAUUUUUCACUUUUAUUAGAUAACCAAGCUGUAAAUUCUAAUUCUCCAAAUUCAAUUUGCUCAUCAUCCGAAUCAUCUUUAACUAAAGGUCAAUUAGCUGGUAUUAUCGUUGGUUCUGUUAAAGUAAAAUCAAAUGGUAUUAGAUUUAGUUUAGAAUCAUCAAGUGGAGAGACAGGUUCAACAAUUGAUGAUAAUAUAAAUAAUAAUAGCAAUGAAAAUGGAAAUCAUGAAAAUAAUGAAAGCGAUUGUACUAUAAAUAAUAAUGAAAACAAUGUAAAAUGUCCAUUAACUUUUGAUACAUUAUAUAAAUCAAUACCAAAUGAUAUUUUAGAAAAGAUUAAAGAUUUUAAAGUUAAAUAUGCAUUUAUUACUAGAGGAACUACAAGUAUUAGUAAAAUUUCAACAAGUAAACAAAAAAUAUUUAAAACACCAGUAUCAUUAGAAUUUGCAAUUCAAUUUUUAGCAGAAUCUUCAGUUAACGAUUCAACACUUGUAUUUACAAAUGAAGAUUCUCUUAUCUUUGCGGGUGGUGUUUUUUUGGAUUUAGAAAUUUUUGAUGAAAGUGAUUAA